Molecule: messenger RNA, 4176 nt
Organism: Besnoitia besnoiti
Lineage: Eukaryota; Apicomplexa; Conoidasida; Eucoccidiorida; Sarcocystidae
Exons: 4
Coding region: 1-4176 (1391 amino acids)
Source: RefSeq, a predicted model, not a curated record
AUGCAAAGCGCGCCCUCCUGGGGAGGCGCUGUCGUCUUCGUCGCGCUAGGCACCUGGGGGGACGUCUUGCCGCUCUUCUCCGUCGCGCUGCACGUCCUCGAAGGGGGUCUUCGCGGCGCGCUGUUGUGCGAGAAGCGCGCGGCGCAGCACUCGAGGAAGCGCGCGGCGCAGCACUCGAGGAAGCGCGCGGCGCAGCACUCGAGGAAGCGCGCGGCGCAGCACUCGAAAAAGCUCGACAGCGACAGGCGACCUUCGAGACCCGAAGCUCCGAUCCGCGGCCGUGGCGCCACCUCCUGCGAAGGGCGAGACUCUUGCCGUGAACGCGAAGACAACGCGCCGAGCUGCGAGAGGCAACCCCCGAGAACGGAAGCCAGUCGCGGCAGGGCAGCGAAUCUCCUCCCCGGCGCGAGGGGAGGCGACUCGCCAACAACUUGCGCGCAGGACGGAGGCGAUUCCAGAGGAACUCCGGGGAGAACGGAGGACCGUGGAGAGGCCGCAGACCCAGCUUGCCAGACGGCAGAGCCCCUCGGCAGGGAAGGAGAGUCAGAAGACGUGAGCGGAGAGGCUGGAGGACGGCGCGGGUCGGGCGACGGCGCGACCGAGGAGAGAGAUCCAGACGAGAGCACAGACAGCGCGACGCGAUCCGUCGGGGUGCUUGAGGUCUUCUUCGCGACGCAUCAGUGCUGGAUCUCGCCCCUUGUUUCUUCCUUCUGCAGCAGCAGCUCCGCGCUCGCUUCGCCCUCUUGUUACCAGUCUGCGCCCUCGUCCGCGUCCUCUUCUCGGCCGUCGCCAUUCGCUUCCUCGCCCUCCCCGAGUCCAGCCUCGCCGGCGCUCUCUGCACUUUCGAGUCUAUGCGCGCCCCUGAAUCGCUCCGCGGGGCCUCUGUUUGAGUGCAUCGCGGCGGAUGAGGCACACACGCGGCGCGUGCGGGCGGAGGAAGGCGCCGCUGCUCUUCUCUCUGAAAUCUACCAGAGAACGCGCGGCUGCGGCCGUUCUGUGUCUGGCAUGGCUCGUUCUCCGCGAGGAACUCGAGAACCCAUGCCCCCCCGCGUUCGCUUGUCCUUCAUUGCGAUUCCUUCUUCGCCCCUGCGGCCUUCCGCGGCUUCGCUGACCGAUCCCGCAGAACUCGCGCCGCUUCUCACUCUGCUUUGCGGUCCCACCUUCUCGCCUCUCGUCGUUCCAUCUCCUCGUUCUUUCUCGUAUCUUCAUUCUUCUUUCUUCCCUUCUCCUUCUUCACCUUCUUCUCCUCGUGCUUCUUUGCCGUCUUCUUCAUCGUCCCGUCCUUUUCCUCCUUCUUCUUUCUCGCUCGCUUCGUUCUCCAUCUGCGUGUGCAGUCUGUUCAGCGCUGUCUGGCUGCACGCGGCAGAGAAGGCGGGGUUGAGGCGGUUGCUGCUCGUCCCCUCGCCGCAGCAGGCCCUGCGCGCGCCGCCCGCGGGGCUGAUGGAGGCGCUGCUCGAGGAGGCUCCUGCGCUGGCGGCGGAAGCCGCAGAGGCGCGGGCGCACAAAUUUUUGAGAGAAGAGCACCGCGAGGCGAAGCGCGACGUCGGCGGCAGCGCGCGAUCUGAAGCACCUCCGCAGCUCCUGGGAGGGGCGGCGCAGGAGGAGACAGCGGCGCGCGGCUGGUGCGCCGAAGCAAGCGCUGACUCAGAAGAUGUCGGCGCCCGAGCUGCGCAAAAGGAAUCGCCGCUGAGCGACGGCGGCGGCCGCAGCGGAGGGCACCUGCCGCGGAGAGACCGCGAAAGGCGCCUGACGCAGUGGGCGAUCGAGCGACUGGGUGGCGACCCUCUGCCACUUCGCCUGGAGGAUCUCAGCUUGUUCGCUGCCUUCUCUGUCGUCGUCUUCGCCUUCUUCGUUGUCUCCUGUUUCUUCUCCUUCUUCAUCUGCUUCUCCUCUUCUUGGUGCUAUCUCCGCGUGUGCCUCGGGGACCGUGGGGGGGGCGUCGAGCCGGCAGAUUCGCCCGCCCGGUCUUCGCCCUUGCUCUCUCCCUCCCCCUUCCUCUUCGCUGAGGCUGCCAACGCGCGCUCUCACGUGCGCUUCUUCAGUGACUCUGGUCGCGAGCUGUGCGCGGCGCUUCUCGGCGAGCGACCUGCGCAAUCAAGAGAGAAGGCGCACACGACGCAGAACUGGCGGACUUCGCCUGCGUCAGGCGCUGUGGGAUCGUCCGCCGCGACCGCCGCGGAAGCCGCGCCUGCUGCCCAUGUGAAGCAUCUGCUCAGCCUCUUGCGUGGAGGGCGCGGCUGUCAGCAGGAGGGCGCGCAGCGACUCAUUUACGUCUCUUUCGGCUCCAUGCACUGCGCGGAGCUGAGAUUUCUGCCCUCAGCGCAGACGCUCUCGCGAGUCUUCGCUCGCGUCGCCUGCCUGCUCGACGUCCGCGUGCUUUUGCAUAUUCCUUUCCUCUCCCUCGCGCCGGGCCUCGAUGAGGCUUCGCCUCUGGGCGCGCGCGCGCCCUCCGCGCUGCGACGAGAAGAUGUCAGUUCGCUUCCGCCCACCUCUGAUUUGAGCGCCUCCCCGCCGCGUCCGUCCUCUUCAUUUGCGCCGCCGCACUCUCUCGAUUCUCCCUCGCUCUACUCGUAUGCCCUCGCGGCGCCCUCAGCCGCCUCACAGCGCGCUGUUGCUCGAGACCCUGCUGUCGCGCCUUCGUCUCUCUCUUCUUCUCCGUUGUUUCCCAGUCGCGCGUCCGCAAGAGAACCCGAGCGUGGCGGCGGCUUGCCGUGGCGCGUGGCACUGCUCUCUGCCUGGCUCGCGAAUCUUCCUCUGCUUUUUUCGCAGUUGUCUGGCGCGUUUGACUUGACCUGCUUCGUCACCCACGCAAGUGCCGGCGCAGCGGCGACCUUUGCGCCUCUCCGCUCCCCAGGGCAGGCAAAGCCUUGUCGUCGCCAUGACCCUGAGGCGCGAGCGAGGCAGGCAGCCGAGCGAACGUGGGCGAACAAUCCGCCAAAGGGCGCGGCGCAAGUACGCGAAGAAGGAGAGGCCGCCGCCGGCGCAGACGAGCGAGAGGCGGGCGCCGGGCGCAGCUGGACGGAUCCCCAACAACCUGCAGAAGGUGCACCGAACCGCGGGCGGCGCGGAAACGCGCAGGAGGGGGAGCGAGAGCGCGAGGAAGAAGAAGGGGAUGGACAGGAAGCGAAGGGAGGAGACGAGGAUCGGAGGUACGCGAGGCAGCCUGCUGCGGCGGCGCCUGCGUGGCUGGUGUUCCCCUUCUUCUAUGAUCAGCCCUACAUAGCCCGGCGCCUGCAGACGCUCGCCCUGGCAUCAGUCGCCUCCGAGGCGCUUCUCGAUGCGCUGGAGGCGCUCGCGGAGGCCGAGCAGGAGGCAGGGGCGGAGGCUGCGGCUUGCUCUAAAACGAAGCGCGAUGCAGAGCGAAUUCCGAGCGAAGAAGAGCGAGCCGCGUCGCGACUCGAGAGCGACCAGCGCGAGGCAGAUGCGAGGCCCAAAGAAGAGGAGGGAGAAGGAGAGAAGGACGAGAAAGCCAGAGGCACAAGGCGCUGCCCCAGGGGCGGACAUAUGCAGGCCGGCUCCUCGCCUCUUUCUUCGUCUGGGCUGGAGGCUUCAGGCGAACGCAUGGAGCGUUGCGAACGAGAAGUCGUCGAUCUCCUCGCGCGCGAAGUCCUGCAAGCUGUGCGGCUCCGCGGCGAAGGAGCCCGACGGCAGCCUGCGCGACGCGAAGCCUCGCUGGCCGCGGUGGCUGCGUGGAGACCAGACUCAGCUGAAACCGCAGAAGAAGGGCAGAGAGUAGCGUGGCGCGACGCGUCGCAGAACGGAGGGAGCCGAAACGAGUGCGUAGAGAAGAGAACUGGCGGGCGGGAUGACGAAGACAGCAACACGGCGCCAGAUCCGACGCCGGACAGGGAACGCAGCGAAGCGCGCGCGGCUGCAUCGUCGCCCUGCGGACGCGCAACGCGAACGCCGCCGCGCAAGAACAGAGAAGGUGAGCUGAGAGCGCAGCGAGAGACUGGGCGCGGCGGGGGGGUCGAGGCCCGUGAGGAAACCAGAGAGGAAGAAGAAUCGCCGACAGCGGCCGCCCACGCCACGCGAGAAGCUGCUUCAGGUGCCCCUGGACCCGCCGGAGCGGCCGUUGCGGCGCGGAUGAUUCUCGCGGCUCUGCGGCACCGAGCCCUGAAGCGCGCCGUCGCGACGCCUCGUAGCGAGGCACUCCGAGAAGCCGACGAGGAAUGA